AACUAGGUCAAACGUACCAGAUUGCGGGCGCAGAUUUUGAUUUUACGCGCCAAACCUCAAAGUAACAUCGAGUAGUGCUUCCUCCUGUGUUAUAUUCGUUGCCUUCAUAUAAUUCUCUUUAUUAUGAGUCUCUGGGUCGAUAAAUAUAGACCGACUUCACUUGGUAAGCUAGAUUAUCACAAGGAUCUUGCCGCACACCUCAAGAAACUGGUACAUUCUGGCGACUUCCCCCACUUGCUCGUCUAUGGUCCCUCUGGUGCUGGCAAAAAGACCAGGAUCACGUGUAUUCUGAGAGAACUGUAUGGAUCAGGCGUGGAGAAACUUAAGAUAGAACAUCACUCUUUCACUACACCAUCAAAUAAGAAAGUUGAGAUAUCAACCAUAGGAAGUAUCUUCCAUCUUGAAGUCAAUGCAAGUGAUGUAGGUAUCUAUGACAGAGUAGUGGUCCAGGAACUUUUAAAGAAUACUGCUCAGGCACACUCACUGGAGUUGUCCGCUCACAGGGACUUCAAAGUUGUUGUGCUGACAGAGGUCGACAGACUCACAAAAGACGCCCAACAUGCUUUGCGUAGAACUAUGGAGAAAUACACAUCCACUUGCCGUCUGAUCCUGUGCUGUAACUCAACCAGUAAAGUAAUCCCUGCUAUCCGGAGCCGUUGCCUUGGUGUACGGAUACCUGCACCCUCAGUUGAAGAGAUAUGUCAGAUUCUGCAAUUUGUCUGUAAGAAGGAGGGGCUCACAAUCCCAUCAGAGUUGUCAAGGAGAAUCGCAGAAAAGUCUGGCAGAAAUCUAAGGAAAGCCUUGCUGAUGUGCGAGGCCUGCAAAGUUCAACAAUAUCCAUUUACACCUGACCAACCUGUCCAGGAAGCGGACUGGGAAAUGUACCUCCGUGAGACAGCACAACAGAUAGUCCAGACCCAGACACCUAGAAGGCUUUAUGAAAUCAGAGGGAGAUUGUACGAAUUACUGACACAUUGCAUUCCUGCUGAUAUCAUUAUCAAGGGUCUCUUGAAGGAGCUUUUGACUAAUUGUGAUGGCACCCUGAAAGCGGAAGUCACAAACCUGGCUGCGUUCUACGAGCAUAGAAUUCUACUUGGCAGCAAAGCGAUCUAUCAUCUUGAGGCCUUUGUUGCUAAAUUCAUGAGUAUUUACAAAAGGUUCCUUGAGGAAGGAAUGGCAGAUAUGUUUUAAGGUGAUAUUAGUUACUUUAUGUAGCGUAACUAUGGCAAGAUAUGGUCAACAUGACAUGACGGAAAAACGCGCAAUUUCAGAUAUAGAGAGAAGACACAAUUUCUUACAAUGGCUAUAGGUUCCUUGUAUUACGGACUGAUUUUCAAAACAUAAAUAACGUGAGGCCGAAGUGCACGUAACCAAAAUUUGGCUUUUUAAGAUAAUUUUUCCUUGAUCAUCAUUGCCCUGUGUAUCAGUUCAAGGACGAAAAGCUCAAAUUUCAAUGACACUUUACAAAAAGUCGCAUCAAUUUAAAAAAAAGUCGCACUUGAUAUUUUGUUUGUUACUAAGUACUCAGAGAAAUUCUCCGCCUUAUUCGAUGUGAAAUGGGCUUAUUUGAAGCGUCACGUCAUGUUCUUCCGUCAUGUCGGUCAACAUAGUUAUUGUUAGCAUGAAGCUUUACUGUCGAAUCCGUUGUAUCGCGACGCCACAUUUUUAAAACACUGAAGAUUUGUUUUUUGUCUUUUGAGAUUUUCUGUUCCGCCAGUCAAAUUGUUCUAAGCCAAUCAGAGUCUUGCCAUCUCUUCCCUAGUGAAGUUGCCUGGCUUUCUUUCACGACACUGUCUGUUUUUCGUCUAGAUGAUUGCCAGGAAAGUGCACAAUGCGAGACUCUGGUUGGCUCAGAAUGGUUUUACUGAGGGAACAGAAAACCAAAACAAAUGGUUUUGAAAACACGAGUUGCGAUACAACGGAUGUAAAAGAUGUUUAAACCUACAGUAUUUAAAAAUAUGGAUUUUGGAAAAUGGUUGAUUCUGUAUAACUUUACUCAUAGGGAAAUGAAUAUGGAAAUGGGCUAAGAAUCCAAGUAUAUCAGCCACUUGGCAUAGUUUUUGUUUUCAAUCGAUCACCCUGACCUCAGUCAUUUUUUGCGGUUAUCUCCUGUGAUUGGUUACAUUAACAUUUUUUUACAUUCGUCUGAUGGUCUUUAAUAUUUCGCGAUGCAAUCUACCACGUGCGACCACUCAGCGUUUCUCACCUCCACAAAGGUGUUAUCAUGCUUUGAACGUGUUGUUUUGAAAUUAAAAGUGACGCUAUCGAUAUUUAAGGUGUAAGAAAUAGCUUAAACGGAGCAAGAUAACAUUAAAGUAUUUUCCUGAUCUGUAAUAGAUGAGCUUGGCCUAGUGUUUAGUGACUUGAACAAAAUGCAAAAACGAUUUCAAUAAAAUCUCUCUUUUCAA
Nematostella vectensis (starlet sea anemone) is the source of this 2408-nucleotide messenger RNA. Its product is annotated as replication factor C subunit 3. The transcript is spliced from 9 exons. The record is from RefSeq and is a predicted model, not a curated record. NCBI's taxonomy places the organism in Eukaryota, Metazoa, Cnidaria, Anthozoa, Actiniaria, Edwardsiidae. Bases 124 to 1191 code for a protein of 355 amino acids. Gene Ontology annotation, cellular component: DNA replication factor C complex; nucleus. Gene Ontology annotation, biological process: DNA repair; DNA-templated DNA replication. Gene Ontology annotation, molecular function: ATP hydrolysis activity; DNA binding; DNA clamp loader activity.